Molecule: messenger RNA, 502 nt
Organism: Anopheles darlingi
Lineage: Eukaryota; Metazoa; Arthropoda; Insecta; Diptera; Culicidae
Exons: 4
Coding region: 1-495 (164 amino acids)
Source: RefSeq, a predicted model, not a curated record
AUGGGUGUUCCGACGAAAGUGUACGUUCACACGAACAUCUACACGUACAGCAAUAAGUAUAAAAAUUUGGAUCGUUUUGUAAAAGAUGUCAAAAGGUUCUUGAGAGAGUAUGAUAGCAUAGUGCUGCACAAGGAUCUUUACAACCUCGUCUUCCGCAGUUAUCUGCGGGAGAUUCGGUCGAAGGUGAAAAUUGUGUUACAAAAGUUUGGAGCCGCACCUUGUGAUGAUGGCAGUACGCAUGCUAAAAAGGAAAUGUUCUGUUGUGGGUUAGCAUUCACGGAUGCGGAACAAUUCCGAAAGCAUUAUAAGGCGGUGCAUAAUGAAGCCUUUCUGUUGUAUCCGAAUACGCUAGAGCUUAAAUCUGCAUUCGCCAAACUAGACCACAUGCGCCACCGUCUGGACGAGUACACGCGCUUCGGCAAGGAGUACACGCUGGCCCUGCUGUUGGACUUGAAGAAAAUAACUAAGAACAUCUCUACCACCUUGAAGUUUUAAAAUAAGA